GAGGAGUUGUGCUGGAAGAGCAGCUCCUGAAACUCUUCCUGCUGCAGACUCGCCGGCAGGGUAGAUAUGAAGACCUGAACCCCUGAGCUUACCAUCAUCACACUGAAGCAAGAUUUGGCACAUUAAAAAGAUGUCUGUCAGCAACCACGAGAACCGCAAGUCCCGUUCCAGCACGGGCUCUAUGAAUAUCCACCUGUUUCACAAGCCUGGUCAUGCGGAUAGCCUCCUCACACAGCUAAACCUGCUACGCAAGCGCAACCUCUUCACAGAUGUAGUAUUGUUGGCAGGAAACCGCAGCUUUCCUUGUCACAAGGCUGUGUUGGCUUCCAGCAGCAGAUAUUUUGAGGCCAUGUUUAGUGUUGGACUAAAGGAAAGCCAAGAUCGGGAAGUCAACUUUCAGGAUGCUCUGCACCCUGAGGUUCUUGAACUGCUCCUUGAUUAUGCAUAUUCUGCUCGUAUUAUACUUAAUGAAGAGAAUGCUGAGUCCCUCCUAGAGGCAGGAGACAUGUUACAGUUUCAUGACAUUAGAGACGCAGCAGCUGAAUUCUUGGAAAAGAAUCUCCAUCCAGCCAACUGUCUAAACAUGAUGUUGAUAUCCGAUGCUCACUACUGUGAGAGGUUGCUAGAGCUGUCAUGGAGAAUGUGCCUCACCAAUUUUGUUGAGUUGUCAAAAACCGAAGACUUCCUUCGACUUCCCAAACUAAAACUAAUGGAACUGGUUCUGAGUGAAGAACUUGAAGUAGAAGAUGAAAGUUUGGUCUAUGAGGCAGUGAUGGGCUGGAUUAAGUUUGAUUUAAACAUUCGUCUUGAUGACCUUCCAGACCUACUGCGAUAUGUACGUUUGGCACUCCUACCCGAUCAAUAUCUCCGAAGCUUGGCCACUGAUGAGCUAGUAGUUCGGAACAAGCUAGCAAAAGAGAUUGUUGAAGAGGCCGCACGAUGCAGAACCAAGAUUCUUCAGAAUGAUGGUGUGGUGACUGGUUUUUGUGCUCGCCCCCGAAAAGUUAGUCAAGCUCUACUUUUGCUAGGUGGGCAGACUUUCAUGUGUGACAAGAUUUAUGUAAUGGACCAAAAGACUACUGAGAUAAUUCCCAAGACUGAUAUUCCGAGUCCACGCAAGGAAUGCAGUGCUUGUGCCAUUGGCUGCAAAGUGUAUGUUACAGGUGGAAAAGGUGCUGAAAAUGGAGCCUCCAAGGAUGUAUGGGUUUAUGACACUCUUCACGAUGAGUGGUCCAAAGCAGGGGCUAUGAUUGUGGCUAGGUUUGGUCAUGGUUCUGCUGAGCUUGACCAUUGUUUGUAUGUUGUUGGAGGACAUACUGCUAUGGCGGGGUCUUUCCCAGCAUCCCCUUCAGUGUCACUAAAGCAAGUGGAACAUUAUGAUCCUCAGACUGACAAAUGGUCCCUGGUUGCCCCGCUACGGGAAGGAGUUAGCAAUGCAGCUGUAGUGGGAGCCAAACUCAAACUUUUUGUCUUUGGUGGCACUAGUGUGAACAGAGAAAAACUCCCCAAAGUUCAAUGCUUUGACCCUCUUCAAAACAGAUGGACAGUGGCUGCCACCUGUCCACAACCCUGGCGUUACACUGGUGCUGCUGUUCUCGGAAAUGAUGUAAUUGUGGUUGGGGGGGACACUGAGUUCUCUGCUAGUUCGGCAUACAGAUUCAACAGUGAGACCUAUCAAUGGUGCCGAUUUGGUGAUGUGUCCUCUAAGCGGAUCAGUUGCAGGGCAGUGGCUUCUGGAAACAGACUGUAUGUGGUGGGAGGUUACUGUGGUGCUCAGAGAUGCAAGACCUUGGACUGUUAUGACCCUUCAACAGACACAUGGAGUAGUGUGACCACUGUGCCCUACUCCUUGAUUCCAACUGCAUUUGUCAGCACAUGGAAGUAUCUUACGGCUUAAGCACAAAAGGUUUAUCUGAAGACAUGGAACACACCACACAGCCAUGGAACCUUUUUUUUUCAAUUGGAAUUUUGAUAUUGAUCACAUAGACCUGAAACAGCUACAGUGGAUUCUGUGAUAUAAAUUAACCCAGUUUAAAGGGGUUUCUUACAAUGUUACUGACAUGGUAUUUUAGUUUUUCACAUAAGAGUCUUGAGUGGACUUUCACUCAGAAAAACAAUCAUCAUUUUAUAUUAAAAUGCUUUUUUUUCAAAAAACUUUUUUUAAUGUCCAUAUAACCGAAUCUCACAGAUUUUACAAUUCCCAUCCUUUUCUUGGUAUUCCGUUUAGUUCAUAUUAUUAAAGCAGUCAAAAACAGAGGGAGAAAUUAUUUAUAUACCAAUGGGAGGAAAAUACUUUGUAUGAAUAUUUUUCUUUUCUACUUUGCAUUUUCUGUGUUAUCCUUAAACAAUUUGCAAGCAUUUGUAUGCGAUAUGAACAGUAUCCAGUGCUUGAGGGAAACUUGCAGAACAUUAUAAUUUUACUUAUGCAAAGAUAAACAAAUGAAGAAACUCUGCUCAGUUAAUCAUUAAUAUCCUGGCUUAAAAGGUGGCCUCCAGCACUGGAACGUGACGUCUUUGUUUUAUGAGCGUGGACACUGACCAAACACGUUGUACUGUAUUUUAUCAGUCAGUCCUUUGUGAAAUGUUAUUGUUUUGUGUUGUAUAAAGAAAAAUUACUAACAACAAA
This is a messenger RNA of Xenopus laevis (African clawed frog), 2626 nucleotides long. RefSeq names its product ectodermal-neural cortex (with BTB-like domain), gene 2 L homeolog (gene enc1.2.L). The record is from RefSeq and is marked provisional. Gene Ontology annotation, biological process: ubiquitin-dependent protein catabolic process. Gene Ontology annotation, cellular component: Cul3-RING ubiquitin ligase complex; cytoplasm. NCBI's taxonomy places the organism in Eukaryota, Metazoa, Chordata, Amphibia, Anura, Pipidae.